Molecule: messenger RNA, 1779 nt
Organism: Microplitis demolitor
Lineage: Eukaryota; Metazoa; Arthropoda; Insecta; Hymenoptera; Braconidae
Exons: 6
Coding region: 64-1008 (314 amino acids)
Source: RefSeq, a predicted model, not a curated record
CGCGGAAUUUCAUCUUCAGAACUGAGAGUCAGUGUCACAGUAAUCUACCUGGAAAUACCUAAGAUGCAAUACAAUAAGUUUGUCGCUCUUUGCCUUGUGGCUCUUACCUUGGGCCAAGCGGUUUCAUUACCACAGCAUCCGGUUUAUCAUCCUGAGCAGUACCCGCAGCAGCAGGUCAAUGCAAGAGAUGAAAGGAAAUUCGCUGAAAAACCAAACGCUAUGAAGAAAGUUGCGCUAGAUGAUCUUGAUGAUAUUGGAUCUAAUCAACUUCAGGAAACAAAUGGAACCGGUUUCUCUUGGUCCAAUAUGUUGGGAAUGAUAAUGCAAAUGUUAUUAGGACAAACAAAUGGAUUUACUGGCCCAAGUAAAAAUGACAUCGAUGAUGGCGCGCCAUCAAGUCCAUGGGCAAAUCUUUUGACAAUGGGAUUAAAAGUAUUGACGGCAAUUCUCGGCGGUAAUCAACAACCAGACGGAAUUGACAAAGUUGACAACCAGAGCAGUCCAAUGCAGGGCAUAUUGACAGCGGUGCUGGGUGCGUUUCUAGGACAGGGAAGAAAUCCUGAUCAGGUCGCUACCAUGGCAAAACAAGCUACUGAGUUUAUAAAUAUUGUGAUGAAUUUAUUGGACGCAUUGAAAACAUCAUUCUCCCAUCGUUCAUUAACUGCACGAUCAUUGGGUAAACGUGAUAGUAUGUCUGAGGCUGCUGUCGCUUCAAUCACAAUGUUGAAGGGUUACAUGCGAUCAAUGAAAUCCUUCAGUAAUGUCGGCAGAAUGGAAGAAGAAGGACAAAGAGGAUGUGCUGAACGUGCGUUAUGUGAAGCGAGUGCUGAGUGUGUAGCUGACAGUCAAGGCACAUCAACGAUCUUCUGUCAACUUGGUUCAUAUGCCACGAGUUAUCUUCUUCAGCGACAAAGCGGUGUUGGAUUCGAGGCACUUUACGAAGCCGGCAGACGUGGAAGAUCUGGUGAAGAUUGCAGAACACUUUUCAUGGACUGCAACGCCGUCUGAAUAUAUUUAUCACAAUCAUCAUCAUAUUAGGUCAAUAAUACUCGUAAUGCGAUUGCACUAGAUAAUAAUUUAUUUAAUUAUUAAAAAAAAAAAAAAAAAAAAAAAAAAACAUUAAUCCCAAUUUCGCGACUUUUAAAUUACCAUUAUUAUUUUAUAUCAUUUUUUCGUAGACUGAGCGAACUUCGAAGCUUAGCUAAACUUAAAACAUUUUUUUUUUUUUUGAGCUUAACUAAACUUCGACGAAUCAAGCUAAUUUAUAUUUUAUUUAUUAAUUAAUUAAUUAAUUAUUAUUUAUAUUUAUUAUUAUUUGAUUGAAUUUAUUGCGAGCACUAUAUAUUUUUUUCACAGAAAUUAAAUAUAUUUAUAGUGGUAUUCAAUACAAGCUAAUUCACGUGGUAUUAUUUAAUCGAUAGUUAGUUUACGUCAGCCGAGAAUAAAACAAAUAAAUUUUUUUUUCUUCACGAGAGGAAGAUUUGCUGGACGUAUGGAUAAUUGGUUAUGAUGUUAUGUUAUUAUUCGAUGCUAUUAAUUAAUUUAUUUAUAUUUAAUUAAUGCUGAGAAUUUUAAUGAAGGAUUAACCCUCUCUUUUUUACAAAAGUUAGUAUCUCAGGACGUACUUUGUUUUACCCGAAAUUGUUAUUACUUUUUAAACUGUAUAUAUUAUUUUGUUUUUAUUAUUUCUUCUCAUACCGAGACACAAUAUUUAAAUUAGUUUCUUUUAGAUUUUAGUAUGUAAUUAAGUUGUAUGUACGUGUAGUGUGAUUGUAAUCA